CCAUGUGUUAAGAAGAUAUACAGCCUCCUGGCAGAAUAUAACUCUUCGCUCCACAGGAUUUCGGGAUUCCCAAACUGCUCAAAGUUUGCCAAUAUGGUGAAGACAGCCGUGGAAACAUUACACGAAAACAUGGGGAAAUGCGUGAAGACUCUAGGGGAGAAGACGCAUGAGAAGGAGUCCCACACCACCCCUGGGAUCACUAAGACCACUCAGGGCUGGCAGAAGCUCUACCUGUGCCGCCACACGCUGGAAAGGCUCUUCUCCUUCUCCAUCCUCACCGCGCGCGUCUUUGCCGUGGGGGAUCCAGCUCGCCACGCGGAAGCCUCUGCGCACAAAUGCAUGUAG
This is a messenger RNA of Menidia menidia (Atlantic silverside), 345 nucleotides long. Lineage: Eukaryota; Metazoa; Chordata; Actinopteri; Atheriniformes; Atherinopsidae. The record is from the annotation of a GenBank genome assembly.